This is a messenger RNA of Triplophysa dalaica, 7338 nucleotides long. RefSeq names its product patched 1 (gene ptch1). Gene Ontology annotation, molecular function: smoothened binding; hedgehog receptor activity; hedgehog family protein binding. Bases 379 to 4824 code for a protein of 1481 amino acids. The transcript has 23 exons. Gene Ontology annotation, cellular component: plasma membrane. Gene Ontology annotation, biological process: smoothened signaling pathway. The record is from RefSeq and is a predicted model, not a curated record. NCBI's taxonomy places the organism in Eukaryota, Metazoa, Chordata, Actinopteri, Cypriniformes, Nemacheilidae.
AUGGAGAGCGAUCUUUUUUCACAUCUAUUGAAUCUCUCAGAGAUCGCCUUGUUGCGCGGCCUGAAGAGGGACCACAUAGAUCACAGAAUGCUUCAACCGCCGAGAGAUCGACGUUUCCAUAGCAUCCACUUCGCCUUCUGAGACCACAAACUUUCAAGGAGACGGCGUGAAAGUGGGGAAUUGUUGGAGACCUCCAGAUUCGCGAAAUGUUGGAAUGGAAGGCGCAGACUCUGACUCGCCGCCUCAAACAGGAGAAUGAAGUGCUUCGCGGAUCUGGGAUCAACGAGAGAGAAACUUGGAUUUCUGCGGAUAUCACGAAACGCUCACGGGGAAGUACACUAGCGCGGAUAACGAGAAGUUCGGCGCAGACUUUGCAACAUGGCCUCGGCUGUUAAUGUCUCCUCCGAGCAGGAAAACAGAGACCCCGAUCGGCCGAGGAUAACGCUGAGAAAUAGGGGGAACUAUCGGACCGCCGCAGCGGAUUUGGAGUAUUUGCAGCGGCCGAGUUAUUGCGAUGCCGCCUUUGCAUUGGAGCAGAUAUCAGAGGGGAAGGCGACUGGGAGGAAAGCACCGCUGUGGCUGAGAGCAAAGUUUCAAAGACUUUUGUUUAAUCUUGGCUGUUACAUACAGAAGAACUGUGGAAAGUUUUUAGUUGUGGGCCUUUUAAUAUUCGGAGCUUUUGCUGUUGGUUUAAGGGCAGCUAAUCUGGAGACGGACGUGGAGAAACUCUGGGUAGAAGUGGGCGGCAGGGUAAAUCAAGAACUCAAGUACACACGGCAGAAGAUCGGAGAGGAGGCCAUGUUUAGUCCUCAGCUCAUGAUUCAGACGCCGAGACAGGAAGGUGCUAACAUUCUGACGGUGGAGGCGCUAACGCAGCACCUCGACUCUGCCAUUAAAGCCAGCAGAGUGCACGUUUACAUGUAUAACAGGCAAUGGAAAUUGGAACAUUUAUGUUACAAAUCAGGAGAACUCGUCACAGAGACCAAUUUUGUUGACCAGAUUAUAGAGAAACUGCAUCCAUGUCUGAUCAUCACUCCUCUGGACUGCUUCUGGGAAGGUGCUAAACUGCAUGCAGGUGGCAAACCUUCCGUGCAGUGGACCAACUUUGAUCCAAUGGAAUUUAUUGCUGAUCUGAAGAAGAUGAAGAUUUCUGUGGACACAUGGGAGGAGAUGCUGAUCAAAGCAGAGGUGGGUCAUGGCUACAUGGAGCGCCCCUGCCUGAACCCUUCAGACCCCGACUGCCCAUCCUCAGCUCCCAACAAGAACACAACACGGCCUUUUGACGUUGCUCGUGUUCUGACCGGCGGGUGCCAUGGGCUCUCCAAAAAGUACAUGCACUGGCAGGAGGAACUUAUCAUAGGCGGGACCAAAAAGAAUGACAGCGGCAAACUUCUGAGCGCACAGGCCCUUCAGACCAUGUUCCAACUCAUGACCCCAAAGCAGAUGUACGAGCACUUGAAGGGCUACGAAGAGGUCUCUCACAUCAACUGGAACGAGGACAAAGCAGCUGCCAUACUGGAGGCCUGGCAGAGGAAAUACUCUGAGGCGGUCCAGCAGAGUGUGUCUGUCAAUUCUUCGCAGAAGGUUCUCACGUUCACCACCACCACCUUGGAAGACAUCCUCAAGUCCUUCUCUGAUGUCAGUGUGAUUCGUAUCGCCAGUGGCUACCUCCUCAUGCUCGCCUAUGCAUGUCUGACCAUGCUGCGAUGGGACUGUGCAAAGUCCCAGGGGGCCGUGGGGCUGGCCGGAGUAUUACUGGUUACUCUGUCUGUCGCUGCUGGACUGGGGCUUUGCUCUCUCUUGGGUAUCUCUUUUAAUGCCGCUACCACCCAGGUGUUGCCAUUCCUGGCCCUCGGCGUAGGGGUGGACGAUGUCUUCUUAUUGGCUCACGCUUUCAGCGAGACCGGCCAGAACAAGAGAAUUCCAUUCGAGGACCGCACCGGUGAGUGUCUGAAGAGGACUGGAGCAAGUGUAGCUUUGACCUCCAUCAGUAACGUUACCGCUUUUUUUAUGGCCGCCCUCAUUCCAAUCCCCGCACUGCGAGCCUUCUCCUUACAGGCCGCAGUUGUCGUGGUAUUUAACUUUGCUAUGGUGCUGCUCAUCUUUCCUGCCAUCCUCAGCAUGGAUCUGUACCGCAGAGAGGACCGCCGCUUUGACAUCUUUUGCUGCUUUGUCAGCCCCUGCGCAAACCGGGUGAUUCAGUUGGAGCCGCAGGCGGCGUAUGCCGACUCCUCCGCUGACUCCAGCUGCUACAGCCCUCCACCCUCCUACAGCAGCCACAGUUUCGCCCAGCACACCCACAUCACCAUGCAAUCCACUGUACAGCUGCGUACCGAGUACGACCCCAGAACGCAGGCUUACUACACAACGGCCAAGCCUCAUUCUCACAUUUCCGUCCAACCCUACCAGCCCAACCCCAACCGCAAUAACAACAACAACCACCACAGCAGCGGGGCAGGAGUUAGGGCGAGCCCGCCAGGAAGCAGUUCUGCCGGCGGCGGUGUGGUUUCGGACACAGCAUCCUGCCAGAGCCCUGAUGGGGCGAGUUCCACACGUGACCUUCUGUCUCAGUUUGGGGAGUCAGGAUUAAGGUGUUUGGAGCCUCCGUGUUCACGUUGGACGUUUGCAUCGUUUGCUGAGAAGCACUAUGCGCCUUUUCUGCUGCAGCCUAAGACGAAGGUGGUGGUCAUUUUACUCUUCUUGGCACUGUUGGUGGUCAGUCUGUACGGAACCACGCGGGUCAGGGACGGUUUGGAGCUGACGGACAUCGUGCCUAGGGAGACGGGCGAAUACGACUUCAUCCGUGCCCAGUUUCGCUACUUUUCCUUCUAUAACAUGUACGUGGUGACCCAAAGAGCGGACUACGCUCAGAUUCAGCCUCAGCUGUACGAACUGCACCAGCGCUUUGGAAGCGUGAAGUACGUCCUGCGGGAGGAAAACGGACAGCUCCCAAACAUGUGGCUGCAUUACUUCAGAGACUGGCUACUAGGUUUGCAGGAGGCGUUCGAUAAGGACUGGCAGGCAGGUCGCAUCACUCAGGGGAACUACAGGAACGGCUCUGAUGAUGGUGUCCUGGCCUACAAACUCCUGGUGCAGACCGGCCGCAGAGAGAAACCAGUCAACAUCAACCUGUUAACCAGACAGCGGUUGGUGAACUCGGAAGGAAUCAUCAACCCGAAUGCCUUCUACAUUUAUUUAUCUGCCUGGGUGAGCAAUGACCCGGUCGCCUACGCUGCGUCACAGGCCAACAUCCGCCCGCAUCCCCCAGAGUGGCUCCACGACAGGACCGACUCUAAUCCUGUCAGCAGACAUAACAUUCCUGCGGCCGAGCCCAUCGAAUAUGCACAGCUUCCCUUCUACCUCAACGGGCUCCGCGAGACGCCACAGUUCGUGGAGGCCAUCGAGAGCGUCCGUGCCAUCUGCAGCAACUACACUCAACAGCGUCUACCCAGCUAUCCAAACGGCUACCCCUUCCUGUUCUGGGAGCAGUACGUAGGCCUGCGUCACUGGCUCCUGCUGUCCAUAAGCCUCGUGUUGGCCUGCACCUUCCUAGUGUGUGCCGUCUUUCUGCUCAACCCUUGGACCGCUGGAAUCAUAGUUCUGGUGCUGUCUUUGAUGACGGUGGAGCUGUUUGGCAUGAUGGGAUUGAUCGGCAUCAAGCUCAGCGCCGUGCCUGUCGUCAUCCUUAUUGCUUCUGUGGGCAUCGGAGUGGAAUUCACCGUUCACGUGGCUCUGGCAUUCCUCACAGCCAUUGGGGACAGGAACAAGAGAGCAGUCCUGGCGCUUGAGCACAUGUUUGCCCCGGUGUUGGAUGGAGCGUUUUCCACCCUGCUGGGCGUCCUGAUGCUGGCAGGGUCAGAGUUUGACUUUAUAGUCAGGUAUUUCUUUGCCGUUUUGGCUAUCCUUACGGUGUUGGGGGUCCUGAAUGGACUGGUGCUUCUCCCAGUCUUAUUGUCCUACUUUGGCCCUUAUCCUGAGGUGUCUCCAGUAGAUGGGCGAAGCCGACUACCCACCCCAACUCCAGAGCAUCCCCCACCGGUGGUACGCUUCACCAUGAGGCCCAGUCACACCACCUCUGGAGCAGGCUCAGACUCCUCCGAUUCCGAAUAUGGGUCCAAUACUACUGUUUCCGGCAUUAGCCAGGAGCUUCAACAGUAUGAGCUCCAGCCCAACAGGGGGCGAUCCGCUAGGCUAGAAGAGGUGCGGAUCGCCACGGGGGGACGACAAGGCAACCGUCAAGUAGAGCUGCCAGCCUUUUCUUCUUACUCAGAUGACUCCAGACAGCACCAGCCACAGCAGCAAUACAGAUCCACCCAUCCGCUCAGUUCUCAGGAUCCUGGACUUCAGUCGACAAAGCGAUACUGUAGCAGGGACUCUAAGAGGGACUUUGGGAACGGUCAGCCGCCUCCCCCUCACAGGCCGCGCAUGGAUGCUUUUGAAACCGCUACUGAGCCAGGUGGCCGUACGGGCCCCAACAACCGGGAACGCCCAGGGACCAAUCGCCCCCGUUCCCACAAUCCCUACACUCACCCAUCCCAUCCAUCCACAGGCCCCGCCUUCUGUCAACCCAUCACUACAGUGACAGCCUCAGCCUCCGUUACGGUGGCUGUGCAUCCAGGGAUGCCCGGUCAGAGCCCUACCUACCCGUCCUACCCCUCCAAUGACAGCUAUCACACUUCAGAAGAUGUCUACACUGCCCCUCACUUCUCCGACCCUCACGUGCCCUUUGAGGAGAGCAAUGACGGCUCAAAAACAGAGGGCUUGGAGCUGCAGGAUCUGGAAUAUGACACACUCAAUGCUUGCCACACAAGACCCUCCAGCUGAGGUGGGAUUUUGAUUUGCUGAAUUCAAAUUUGGCGUCGCGUAUCGAAGCGUUCGAAUCUGCAUUGACCGUUUCUUCUGCCAUCCUUUUCUUUUCGUACAGUGGCUUAAUGUUGAAACCGCAACAGCCAAAGAACGGGACAUCUGUCUGCCGUGUGGCAGAAACACGGUGCCGCCUGGCAGGGGCACUUUGACCAGCGGCGCCAAUUCGGUGCUUGACUCUGUUACUGUAUAACCCUGGUGUAUUAUUGUUCUAUAUUUCUAUAAGUAUUUAUGUGUACACGUAUGUAAAUAAUGAACGAGAGUAGAUAUAAUUUGACCGGGGUAUUCAGAUCGGAUGGCGUGCUUGUGUGUUUAUUUGUUUCGAGUGCCCAUCCGUCAUCUGUGCCAUGAGGAAACUUCAUGUCUGACAAACAUUUCAGCAUACAGUUGUUGCUGCUUAUUAUAUUGUUGAAAUGUUUGUAUAAUGCUAUGCAAUUAUUUUCUCUAAUUUUAUAGAAGUGUGUGUGUGUGUGCGCGUGCGUGAGUUUGAAGACUUUUUGUGCAUGUGGACAUGUGCACCUCUACAAUAUUUCGGUUCAUAUCAUGUCCCCGAGACUUACACUUAAUAACUUACACAAAGACGAAGUAAUGUGGAAUUUUUCAGCAAAUAUUUAGAUUCGAUCCUCAAACCAUUUCUAUCGCACUUCUGUUAAAAACACAAAAAACGAAACCUAACAAUACUUAAAAUACUAAACAGUAUUUUUUAGUUGUACAUACAUUUUCAGAGGACAUAUUCAGGGAAAACUAGAUAUGUAGAACUUCACAAUAAUAUCCAACUUUUUGGUGCCGACAAGCAAAUGUUUAAGUGUGCGUGCGGACUUUUGUGUUUGUGUGUAUUGAAGCGUUAGAAUUGAUGCUUUUUAAUUUUAAUGUGCUUAUCACAAACCUGUGGUAGUUUAAAAAAAACAAUUACUGUUUAACAAUGAAACACGCUAUGCGUGAGAUUUUAGCGGAGUAGAAAUGAAGAAGGAAACAUGAGUGAGUGAUGUGUGUCUGUUCUGAACUUGUCUCUGCCGUCUUCUUGAGUUAUUUUACUGUACGACGGCCAGUCGGUGGCGACCCUAAAUUUGCUCACGACUCUUGACUUUACAUUACUAACUGCUUAUAGUUCUUCACACCUGAGAGGUUUUUUAAUGGAUAUCCAUUCUACUGUGUAAAAUAAGUAGCAUUGUUUUACAGCUGUUUUACCGUAUGGCAUUAUUUUUGAAUUCUCAAUUCUGGUUUUAAGCUAAACAUACUGUUACAACAAGUUUUCUUGAUAAGACAUCAGUGUCUUACUUCGGUUUAAAUAAGCUAAUGAGCAUUUCAGGGUGAGUCACGCGACGGCCGAUCAAGAUGAUGUUUUUUGUUUAUUCGUUGACCUCUUCGAUGAUAAAUCGCAACUACUGGCCCCAAUUUAGUCCGAGCAGUUCUGCUCGCUGACCUCACCUCGUAAAAAUCCACAACAUAACGCCAUGACACUAAUUGGAAGUUCCCCCGCGACUGCCAAAUGGUGCAUGCGAGUGCUUUAAGGGACAAGGGUCAUGGAGCCCCCACUCCUCCAUCACUCUGAGGCUUGCGUGUGUUAGUAAAAACGUGUGUUUGGUGUCUACCACAACCUUAUCCCCCCUCGUCCAGAUUGACUUCCUGUCAAACAGAUGUCUGCCCUUCUGGAACUUUGUCCUUGACAAAGACCUCAAGAGCUAUUCUGUGUUUUUGUGUUUGUUGUUGUUGUGUUUUUGUUUGUUUGUUGUGUCUCCUACAUGUCACAUUGGCAGAAAUGGGAGAAAAAUCAUGGCUGGCAACUAUUGUAAUUUUUAUAUAUAUAUAUAUAUAUUCUAUUAUUUUUUUACUUUUGUUUUGCAAUAUUUAUAUUUUUGUAUUAUAAGAUGUUGUUUUGUUCAAUUAUGGUCAUAAUGCCAGUUCUUAACAAUGCAGGGAUUUUUACGUCUGUCUGAAAACACUAUUACAGUUUAUUUUACAUUAACGGAUUUUGAUCUGUAUAAAGUGCUUACUAAUGUUAAAUAGGAAAAAAAAGAGUAUAUAACAUUUACAUUACAGAUUCAUCAUAGCUCUUAGAGGAUUUUAAAAGGAAAAUAAUCCAUGUUUUUUACAGACUGCCAUUUGUCCUUGUUUGGCGUGGAUGUAUGUCGUUUUCAGUUACAAAGAUAAAUGUAUGCCAUAUAAUUUAUUUAUAUGAAAAUUUAUUUUUGUAGUGUACAUAGUAGUUGUCAAGUUAUUUGACAGAAGUAUAUUUUUAAAGAGUUUAUAUGUAAUGCUAUCAUUUUUUCUGAGAACAGAACUGAGAAGACAUGCACACUUGCUUACUUGUUCUCAGACAACUAAAGGUCCAUGUUACAGUGUUAUAUAGAGAGUGAGACUGUUUUGGGGUUUUGUGAAAAGCUAGCCAUGAACGUAGAAAAAAAUGUACUAGCUCUCUGAAUAAUAAUGUUCAAACACUGAUAGAAUUCUAACAAAUAAAAAUAUUAUAACUUA